AUGCCAAACGUAACGCCGCUUUUCGAAAAAUAUGUUUCUGUUUUUUCUGAAAACUUAGACGGCGAUCCUAAAGCCAAAAUAGGACAAACUCCAGCGUCGAACGACCACCAGAAGAAGUAUACAAUCAAGGAUGCUUUCAUCAAAGAAUGUUUGGAAGUGCUUAAGCAUGUCUUGGAGCUUCAAAAAGUGGUAAAUUCCAUCAAAACGCAGUAUCAGAGUGAGCAGGACCUUACAGACCGCGAAAAGGACGAAUUCGACACGGAAGUGCGUUUGCUGAUACAGCAGUACUUCGAAAAGCUCAAGUUCUUGGAACAGUAUGAAAAAAAACGACAGGAAUUGGUAGAGAAAAAGUAUCUGAGCCACCCGCAAGGCGAAAUCUCAUCUCUUUUCCGUACCAGGGACGACUCUCUGGUGCUUUUCCACACUACAAAUAACAAGCACAGACAAGGAAUCUUGCAAUCCCUGAAUAUGAUAAUAUCCUCCAUUUUCUCGGACAUAUCAAAAAUGCAACAGCACAGACUUUCACGUCAACGAGAACUGGACUCGAUAGAUUUUAAUGCCCAACUUUACAACCCGACUCACAGCGUUAUCAAAGCUGUCGCUCAGCAUCCUGCAGUCGAAACAACAGAAGAGGAAGUCCGUCAAUAUGAAGAGACCGUUGGUAAAUUAUCCCAAGAACAAUUGCAAAUUUUAGAGGAUGAACACGACGAGCUUUUGAACAUCAAGACCCAAGAGCUUGAAAAAGUUGAAAACUUGAGCAAGACAAUGGUACAGAUUACAUCUCUACAAAAUGAAAUAGCAUCUCAUCUCCAGUCCCAAACACAAAGCAUUUAUUCACUGCUCGACAAUCACGACGACAUAGAAAUGGACAUUCAGCAAGGUAAUCGACAAUUGAAAAGGGCUCAAAGACAUGGCGGGAAAUCGGCUAAACUGAUUGUUUACCUUUCUAUUCUUUUCGGCAUUUUGAUUGUUUGCCUAGACAUCAUCAAUUAA
Messenger RNA from Lachancea sp. 'fantastica', 993 nucleotides. The record is from the annotation of a GenBank genome assembly. NCBI's taxonomy places the organism in Eukaryota, Fungi, Ascomycota, Saccharomycetes, Saccharomycetales, Saccharomycetaceae.